AUGGUGGAAGGAAGAGUAGAUGGGUGGCCACGGGGCAAGGAGGGCUUGGAAAUUCAGCCAGUACCCUUAACACUUAUGGAUAAAGAAAUGGGAACUAUGGAAAACUUGUGGCUUGCGACAGAAAGGAAUCCAACAGAUCUCCUGGCAGAUGAUGAACCAGAUGAUGGUGCCAAUCAUUACUUUAUAAUUUUGGAUUUCCACAACCCUCAGCUACUGCCUGUGCUGUCUGAGCUUGGGAUUAAUGUUUCAAGUGUAAUUAGGAUUUCUUCUGAGAAUUAUGAACCCCUGCAGAUAUACUUGGAAGAGGCUAAACUUCAAGAAGGAUCUUUACUUUCACUUGAAGUUGUAGAAGCAGAGAAAAGAAAGAGGGAUGAAGCUAUCAAAGACCUGGAAACAUUUUGGAAAUACUUGGAGCCUGUUCUGAACAGUGGAAAACAUGGAUCAAGUCUCUUUGAUGUUGCCAGACUUCAUCAUCUAGUUAAGGAGAACACCUUUCCCCCUGAUUGGUCUGACAGUGAAAUGCUGCUUGCAUUUGGCACUACGCUAUUUGAAAGCAUUGCUUGUUUAAUGUAUGACUGCCUGGAUUGGAAAAGACAGCAUUGUAACUACUUGGAAAACACCAAGUUUAUUAAUGUGCCUGCAUUAUCAAAGAGCAAAUUGGCACAAUCCCUUGCAAUGGAGGUAUAUCCAGCAUCACCGAUUUCAUCUUCAAAGAAAAAAGGGCAAGCAGAAGAAGUUCUGCCAACAGUAAUUUUGUCACAGGAGGAAGAAGUUUCUUUUCUGGCUGCUUAUGUCGACAUGCGGUAUUACAAUGACUUGCUGAGUCAAAUUCCUGAGGAAUGCAUUUCUGUGCCCUUAAUCCUGAACUGCAUGUUGGAACAGGUUACUGCAAGUGAAGAAGACCUUACACCACCUAGCCUGAUAGUACCACAGCCCCGGGCAGAUGGACUAGAUCAUACCAUUGCAGAUCAUAUAGCCUCUGUCCUUCCUUCUCUUCCGCUUUCUGACAGUGAAAGAAAGGAUCUCUAUGACUACUUUUCUCCUAAACACAGUGAAAAAAAGACUGUGACCCCCAGGGGCCCUCUCUUACUAAACUACCAUGAUACUCUGGCUCAACGGUUGCACUUCCUGGAGGUCCAAGAGGGCUUAAAUCUAGAAAAGAUUGAGUAUGAAAUGUUGGACAAACUGCCUCUUGCAGAACUUCUCCAGUUCACCCUUCCUUUACCUGAGGACAACUCUAAACACUUGGCUAGAGUUCAUGAGCUCAUGCAUUAUUGUACCAGUGAACUUCUGAGCUGGGCUGAAGUAGAAAGAGCCUUCAAAGUGUUUACUUUUGAAAGCCUGAGGCUGACUGGGCUGAAUGACUCUGGUCUCCUGGAGAGCACUGGAUCCAUGGUGAGAGGUGAUUCUGAAGUGUCUUAUAUGCCCUGGGAUGAUCCAGCCAGGUUUGCAAGACAGCUGAGACAACUCUUCCUUAUGGAAAAGAAGCUUAAUGGGAAAUCUCCAAGAGGCUCUGGACAUACAGAAACAAAUGACAAAGAUGGAAGAAGUGAUCUGGCUGAUCCUGUUUUAAAUAAAGAACUGGAUCUUUCUAUUUCUGAAAUGGUGAGUCCGGAAAAUUAUGGCCUAGAACUAAACUUAGCAGAAAUAAAAAAGACUCAGAGGCGUUGUUUGACAGACUGGAUUUUUGCUGAGCAUUUUCAACCACAUGUCCUUCUUCAGGUUCUUCAUACUGCAACCCAGCAGUAUAGAUGUGUUGAUUCCUUCUACCAUACCCAAGAUAACUCUUUGCUUAUGGUUCUUCACAAUCCUAUGAAUCAGUAUCGUCUGUGCCAAGAGACCUGGGAUAUGGCAUUGCACUCUGAUGUUGGAUUCAGGAACUAUCUCGAGCUGGUGGCCAACUCAAUUGAAGACUGGGUGAAAGAGGAGGAAGUCAAAUACCAACAAGAGAAGAUGGCUAAAGAAAGAGAGGCUCUUACACUGGCAAAAGUCAUGGCAGAAGAACCUCUUGAAUUUUCUACAUCUGCUGUCAAAAAAAAUGGCUUCCCUAAGAAAGCCAGAAACAGCACAUCAGUACCUGAGAACAUCACAGAGACCACUCUAGAAUCUCAAUCUAACAAAGGAAAGAGUCCUUUUAUCAGAGAAGGUUCUCUUAAGGCUUGGAAGGAGGAGCAGGAUCAAUUACUAGAGGAAGAACGGCUUAAGGAAGAAAAAAAAGCAAAAAAAGAAAAGCCGGAAGGUAAAAAGAAAAGGCAGGAAACAGUAGUACCUGAAGAAAGUAAAGGUUCCAAGAAGAAAUAUUCCAAAGAGAACAUUAAAGAUGAGCCAGGAAAAGCCCCUGAACCUGAGGAGGAUUCCAGCAUCCCAGAACCACCUCCUGAGAAAGUUUAUAAGUUUCUUGGCUACAAUACAGGGGAGGAUCUCAUUCAAGUGUCAGGAACCAAUCAAUAUCUUUUCCCAUCUGAUGGAGGACAGAUUCAUGUAGAAAAGAUAGAAUUUGUAAAAGGUCUAACUCUGGUAAAGGUGAAGGUGAUAAAGGACAAUCACAAUUUCUUCAUUCAUAUCACAGACCCCAAGAAAAACUUAACAGAAAUUGAAGUGCAAGAAAUGGGUGAAGAACAGAAAACUAAAGCAGGAAAAUUGAAAAAUCAAAAGAAAACUGUGAGCAAGUUUGGAUCCUUUUCAGCCACCUUGGAAAAUGGAAUCCAGCUGUCCUUGAGCUAUUAUGGACCUACAGGGAAGACAGCAGAAGAUGAAACAGAUCCUGACUUAGCAACAGUUCUGAACAUCCCCUCUGUUCAUAUUCCAACUGUUGUUUCUUCUGCUGCUGCAUCAACUUCAGCAAAAAGCCAUAAAUCAGUCAAACAGAAAUCAGGAAAAUCCCUGCCAUCUACAAAAGGGAGCCAUAGCAAAAUAAGCCCUCCACCACCGGAAGACCUUGUAAAGCAGGAAGAAGGAAAGGUGGAAAUGGAAGAAUCAGCUUCACAAACACAAGUGACAUUGGAUUCUCUUGCUUUUCCAAGUUUGAACGUCUCCUGUCCCAAUGGGCUAGUACUAACUUUCCUUGUUGAAAGUUUUGAAGAUUUGAAAGUUGAAGCCACUACAGCUGAGGCUAAGAAAGAGGCUGGAAAGGAAAGUGAAGUCAAAGCCAAUGAAGUGAAGGAAGAGGAGGCUGAGAAAGGUGAGGCCAAAGCAGAUGAAGGCAAGGAAGGGGAGAUCAAGAAAGGUGAAGCCAAAGCAAAUGAAACCAAGGAAGAGGAGGUCGAAAAAGAUAAGGCCAAAGCAAGUGAAGCCAAGGAAGAGAAGGCUGAGAAAGACAAGGCAAAAGUGAAUGAAGCCAAGGAGGAGGAGGUCAUGGAAAGUGCAGUGAAGGAACAUGAGGUUACAGAAGAUGAAAUGAAGCAAGAAGACAGCAAAAGAGAAGAGGCCAAGAAGCCUACUCUGGAAAUUCUGGUUAGGCAGAGUCAUCCCCAAAAGAUAAAACACUCUCAUCUAUAUGCAACAGUGGUAAAGCAAGAGGUGUCAAGAAUCAUCACCAGUCAAGGAACUGUCAUAAAGUAUAUGAUGGAUGGAUCUACCCAGAUUCUGUUUGCUGAUGGCACAGUGAGUACAAGUCCUGAUUCUGGCCCUGUCCUACCACGACCUGUAAUUCCAGAUAACACCCAACCAUUACCAGAAUCAGAGCCUUUGCCUGAGACCAGCACUAAGAAAGGAAAGGGCAGCCACAGAAACAGUUUGUCACACCCAAACAAGGAUGAGUUGUUUGAAAAUGCUGUUAAUAUUGAGCAACCUAAGGAGAACAAGUCAGGAACCUGGAUAACAACAACCCCUUCAGGCUUUCAAGUGGGCACUGAGGAAGCAAAGCGAAUGGAUCUAAAGCCACUCUUAAUCUACCAGGCAACUGACCCAGCUGAUGGAACGAUUAUGACUGUACGAGACGAUGCAGUGAUAAUGGUUGAGAAGCUGGAUGGCAGCAGAGUAGUAGAUCAUGCUGAUGGUACCAGAAUCACCACUUUUUAUCAAUAUUGUGAAGAACUUUCUGUACCUCAGGAUAGUGAAGACACAGAUGAACCCUCAGAAGCUAUUACAAGAAAGGUGAAAUGCAUGCGAGUGGAGAAUCCUGAGUUUGCUACUGUUAUAACAAAUUGUGAGAACAGUACCUGUUGUACCAUCUUUGGAGAUGGGACAUCUAUUAUAGCAAAGCCACAGGGAACUUAUCAGGUUUUACCCAUGAGGAGAGGCUCCCUCUUCAUUGAUGAAGAUUGUUCAGCAGUUUAUACCCAUGAAGUGUACAAUAACAAAUUCAUCAAGCAAGAAGGGAAGCAAGCAGGGAGUUAUGUUAUGAAACACACUUCAAGCACUAUUUGUGAGAUGAUGGAUCCUGAAGGAAAUAUUUUCAAGGUCAUGGCUGAUGGCAGGACAUCUGUAUUUGUUCCUAGCAUUGGCUUGGAUGACAAGGAAGACAGAAGUUCAGCAUCAAUAUUGCCAGAAAUUAAUGAACAUAUCACUUGUGAUGAGCAUGUCCCCAGGUUCUUUGUUGUCUAUGCUGAUGGUUCUGGGACUGAACUCCUUCAAAGCAGGGAUGUAGAAGAGUAUCUUGCUGAGGCCUGUAGUGAUCUAGCUACUGCUGUCUUGCAGGACCCUGUACAAGAAAGUCCAGGUGUUUUAAGUAUUACUAUCCUCCGCCCUUUGGUUGAAGCCUCCCCCUGGAUAAUGAAUAAAGAACCGGAGAGUAUUAUUCCUCCAAAUCUUCAGUCAAGGAGCUGGGAUACGUUUUCUCCUUUUGAGAGGAAGAUCACAGGUCCCCCAGGCAGAACACAUACUUGGAAGGGUCUCUGCAUUGGAUCCAAAGAGCAGACCUGCUUGCCAAUACCUGUGCGAAAAUGUCCUAAUAAACUGCAAAUCCGUCAGCUGUUCCAGUAUGAGCCACUGUGCGAUGAACUAAGAGAAAAGCUGCAGCUUUCCCUCAAGGAAUACAUAGACAUCAUUUUGAAGCAGGAAAAUGAGCUGCAAGAGAUGAAUGUAAAAGAACCAAGAGCAGAAAAGGAAAAGGAGAAGGCUGCAGAGCUCCUUGAACGAGUCAUGUCCUUCCCUAACUUGGAGAAGUCAUCCAAAGAUCUCAGCACAAGAGCUCACGUAGCCGAGUUAUAUGAACAGGCAGUGGCUUUUCAGUUCCAGUGCCCCACAGGGAACACAGUCUCUAAGCAGCCAAAGGACCACUGGCAGAUGUUCAGCGCAGAAGGACUAACCCCAAUGUCUAAGUGGCAGAGCAGACUAGAAGAGCACAGGAAGGAACUUAAUGAAGGAAAGAAGUGCUUAAUAGCGCUAAGAAACAAAAUAAUUCCUCCGUAUUUUGAGUCGGAAUUUGGCAAGGAAUUUCUUCUGAAAAAGUUUCCUGAUGUGGAAGCACUGUCUAAGGAAAUUCCUCCAGUUCCAAAAAAGGAAAGUGGGAAUCCGCCUCUACAGAUGAUCAAAAACCCCAUAAGAGCAUCUGAAUAUCUCAAUACCAUGAGCGAUUCCUCACCUUCACCUGGUUUUCUGCUACAGACUCGUUCACAGCAAAGCGAAGGUCCCAGCAGUCACUCCUCAACAGACCUAAACAAGGCUGCAAGAUCACAUGAGACACCCUUUAGACCUAAAAUUCAGAGUCUGCUGGUGAAUGCUGCAGGGCAGCCAAGAAAAGAGAAAGUGGAAUUACCACCAUCCCUCCAGGGGAGCAAGCCCAACUCCAUACCAAAUAAAAAGGUAUACGAUCCUGUUGGGGGAAAGGUCAACACAUCUUCUCUUGCAACAAUGAAACAGCAUCUUAGUGCAUUCCAUCUCAUUCCACCUAAUGUGAUGUUUGGCAUACUGAAGGAAGGCUGCACCUACACUGCCACUGUGAUCCUGAAGAAUGUUGGGGUGAACUUCUCAAGGUUUCGGGUGAAGCAACCACCUCCACACACAGGACUGAGAGUGAUGUACACACCAGGACCUGUGGCAGCAGGUUUGCACGUUGAACUGGAGAUAGAGAUUUUUGCCAUGGCAAUUGGAGGGGAAGAUACUGAUGGCCUUGAAGAAAUUUCCCAUCAUAUUGAAAUAUUAACAGAAGCAGAGACUCUUCUCCUUCCUGUGAGGGCAAUUGUGUUAACCAAUGACAUUUAUGAGCACCGCCCACAAGGAUACCCCCAGGGUGGGAUGGCAGCAACAGUCCGGCUGAUUUCUACGAUUCCCAAGGCCCAGUUCCAGAUUACACCACCCCAAAAGCUUUCUAGUUAACGUCAGAGCCCUGGAUGAAUGACAUAAGGAUCAUC
Molecule: messenger RNA, 6293 nt
Organism: Struthio camelus australis
Lineage: Eukaryota; Metazoa; Chordata; Aves; Struthioniformes; Struthionidae
Source: RefSeq, a predicted model, not a curated record